Messenger RNA from Coregonus clupeaformis (lake whitefish), 2444 nucleotides. RefSeq names its product carbohydrate sulfotransferase 8-like. The coding region runs from base 61 to 1329 and encodes 422 amino acids. Lineage: Eukaryota; Metazoa; Chordata; Actinopteri; Salmoniformes; Salmonidae. Gene Ontology annotation, cellular component: membrane. The record is from RefSeq and is a predicted model, not a curated record. Gene Ontology annotation, molecular function: sulfotransferase activity. The transcript is spliced from 3 exons. Gene Ontology annotation, biological process: carbohydrate biosynthetic process; proteoglycan biosynthetic process.
ACUCCAUUACUUGGGUCUGAUGCAUCAAAGGGCUACCUCCUCAACAAGCACUAACAAAACAUGUUGUCUCAUUUGCUUAAGCGUUCACUCUCUCUCUCCCCCUCAAUUCAAUUUCAAUUUAAGGGGCUUUAUCUUUCUCUCUCUCUCUUCCCAGGUGUGAAGCUAAGAGGAACAGCUCGGCAGUCCAGAGAGGCGCUGUGUACUCAGGACGGUGAGGGUGUGAGGGUCGGCCCAGGCCAGGACCAGAGACUGGCUGUGAAAGGCCUAACCAGCCCCAUCCCCCCCAUGCAGUUCCCUGCCUUCGAGUGGACCAGACAGUCAGCUACCCCUGGCUCUAGGGAACAGGACAUGGGCUCCCUGCGCGUCACCAAGCGCCACAGGAAACUACUGAAAACCAGCCCUGUGGUCUCUAACAACUCCCACAACUCCUCCUCCUCCUCCUCCUCCUCCUCCUCCUCGGGUUCCCCGGACUCUCCUGAGGAGAGCUGGCAGUGGCACAGACUGUCCCACAUCCAGGAAGCUCGGCGGAGGCUGAUGAAGGAGGUCUGUGCCAAGUACAAGAGCAGUAUUUCCAGGACAAUCACACCUCACCACGUGUCCCGGAUCUAUGUGGAGGACAAGUACAAGCUGCUGUACUGCGAGGUGCCCAAGGCGGGCUGCUCCAACUGGAAGAGGAUCCUCAUGGUACUGUCUGGCCUGGCGUCAUCCACCCACGAGAUCAAACACGACGCCGUCCACUACGGCAACCACCUCAAGAGGCUGGACAGCUUUGACCGCCAGGGCAUCACGCGGCGCCUGGAGACCUACACCAAAGUCCUGUUUGUCCGCGAACCCCUGGAGAGGCUGGUGUCCGCCUUCAGGGACAAGUUUGAGAAUCCCAACACCUACUAUCAUCCUGUAUUCGGGAAGCCCAUCAUCUCCAAGUACAGGGUAAACGCCUCCAAGGUGGCCCUCAGGACGGGCAGCGGAGUGACCUUCCAAGAGUUCAUGCAGUAUCUGUUGGAUGUGCACAGGCCUGUGGGCAUGGACAUUCACUGGGAGCCUGCCAGCCAGCUCUGCAGCCCCUGUCUGCUGGACUACAACUUCAUCGGCAAGUUUGAGACCAUGGAGGAGGAGGCUAAUUUCUUACUACGUAGGACUGGUGCCCCACAUAACCUCACCUUCCCCAGUUUUAAAGACAGGAACCCCAAGGCUGAGAGGACUUCAACUCAUUUAACCCAUCGCUACUUUGCACAGCUCAGCACUUCAGAGAGACAGAGAGCUUAUGACUUUUAUUACAUGGACUACCUUAUGUUUAACUACUCCAAACCUUUUAAAGAUUUGUAUUGAUUGACUCUCUAAUCUCUAUUUGAGUCCUCAAAUCUCCCCUGGCUUUAAGUGGAGAAGUGCACCAUAAAAAUGACUUCCUUUUAAAAGUAUUACUAGAAGAUCAUCAUGUGAAAACAAUGCCUCGGUCAGGCAUGUCAAUGUGGUACUAAAUACCGAUGCCUAACUACAAAACAUUGAACUCACAAACAAUUUAUCACUGCACAGUCAGUGAUGUGAAAAGACAGUUCAAUGCUUUAAAAUGUGUUAAGUGAAGUGGUACCCACCUAUCAAUUUUGCACUUAGUGUAGCAAAUGUUUCAAAUUCUCCAAAAACAUUUUGACACAGACUGAGCAUUAGUCUGCCACACCUCUGCUGAAGAGUGUGCCUGGGCGGUCAUAUAGGAGACCAUCCCCCUUAAGAAUCCCUAAGUACUACUUUACCACACCAUCUCACUACCCUUUAGAAUACACAUCCGCAUCACUGUCAUCAAGGCUUUUUCUGACACUGAUGUUUAAAAACUGUACAAAGGGCAUUCAGAUGACUAUAUAUAUUUUUCUAUGUAUUUCUAUAAUGGAUAUAUUCAGUGCUUCUUUGUGGGGAUUUUCAUUUCUGAUAUCACUGAUUGUUAUGUCAGUAAUGAUAUGGUGAGUGUGUGUAGAGAAUAUCUGUCUAUAUUUAUGCCUCUUGGGUCCCCCUGUACAUCAGACCCUGGAAAACACGUCAAACUCAUUCCAUGGAGUGCCAAGUGUCUGUGGGUUUUUGCUCCUCCCUUGCACUUGACUGAUCAAUGAAGGUCAUUUAUUAGUUAGGAACUCCCCUCACCUGGUUGUCUAGGUCUUAAUUCAACACAAAUAUAAAGGGAAUAACAAAAACCAGCAUACACUCGACCCUCCGUGGAAUGAGUUUGACACCCCUGCUGUAAAACAAGCUGGUUAACACAUGGACACGUAGAAACUCCACUCCAAUCUUUCCCUUAUUCCCCAAUAUAUCACUGCAGUGUUAGAGAGAGCAGAACACUGACACCGUCUCUUAUACUGACACUGACAAAGUCACAAAGCAGCUUAUCCUCCCCAUCUCUGCCGGUGUGUGUGUGUGUGUGUGUGUGUGUGUGUGUGUGUGUGUGUGUGUGUGUGUGU